CGUAAUGUGCCAUGGAUGAGAGGCCCACUGCCCACCAGCUGUCACACCUGGCACCGAGGUGGAACUAUUCAGCUCGUGUCGUUGUUUCCACACGGACCAGCAACAUUCCCAGACAUGGCAACCUGCACGCGGACUGCGUGGAAAGUUUUAGCAGGAUGUCAGAGGCAGCUGCUGAGAGCCGGCGGUCCCGCCUACACAGGCAUUUCACAGACUGCACCGAGGAAUCUACCCGUCAGGACGUUCGCAGCUGUCAAGCCACAAAAGAAAAACAAGAAAGAGGACGCAGAGAAGGAGGUGAAGAAAGAAAAGAAGGUCAUCGAUGACACGGACAGACACAAGCCCUUCGGCAAGACGGCGUGGGCGCCCGUGGACGACGUGUACGUUAUGAGGUACUACCCUCGGACGAUCUACGACGCAGCAGACGCCAUCGACAUGCUGAAGAACUUUCAGAAGUUGGAUUUCACUCCUCACAAGCAGCCUGUUUACAUCGAUCUGAAGCUGGACAUGAAACUGGAGAAAAAGAAAAGAGUGGAGCUCUUCGUCAGCACGGUUCAUCUACCGCACCCCUUCAAGACAGAGAUGAACAAAGUUUUAGUUUUUACUGAGGAUGCUAAUCAAGCUGAAGUUGCCCUGCAGAACGGAGCUGUGUUAGCUGGAGGAACAGAGCUCAUACAGCCGAUCUUGGACGACGAGAUUUCAGCAGACUUCUACGUAGCGGUGCCAGAUAUGCUGCAGAAGCUUGUACCGCUGAAAAAUAAACUGAGGAAGAAGUUUCCAAAGAGCAAGAGAGGCUCAGUCGGCAUCCACAUUCCCAAGAUGUUGGAGUUGUUUAAAACAGGUCAUGAGUACAUGGUGGAGAACGAGUGCUACGUCAGGACCCAGAUAGCGAUGCUCGACAUGACCAAAGAACAAAUCUUUGCCAACCUGCAGAAUAUCCUGAUUGACGUUUGCUCCCACCGACCGGCUGAUAUGGUGAGACUGAUGGAGGCAGCAGGGAGACGACAUGCCAGACAGCCGUUCUUUGUGAUUUUUUUUUCACCAGUGCGAUGCAAAAAUGCGUUGCAGGAAUAAAAAUUUGCAUGCAGAUUUUCCACAUGACAGCUAUGCACAUGACUAAAUUGUCCGUUAUUUAGUUGUUGAGGUAGUCGUUGCGGCGGUUGCGGUACUAUAUUGGGUGUUGAGAAACCAAAUUGAUUCCCUCAUUUUGGCAGCAAGCUACCUGGAGCUAUGGCAUCGCUUGGAACAAAGGAAUUCAUUGGUCAAACAUGUAUUUAUGCAGGCUGAAAUUGAGGUCUGUCCGAAUAUAUUUUUCCCUGCACAAAUGUUUUCACAGGGAGAACCCACAAUUUCAGUUUCUAUAAAUUUCAUUGCAAAUUUUUUGGAUGAAAAUUCCUGCUUGGUGUGAAACAGCUUUUACUGUUGAAUUUUCUCAAAGUAUUUCAAACUUUUUUACCCCAAAAUGAGAGCGAGUAGUCCCAUCACCUUUCCUGUAGCAACUAGUUACUAUCUGGGCUUCAUGUGGAUCCAGAGGUCGAGAAUUGUAUUGUUUUAUUGGGAAAAAAAAAUAAUGUUUCCAUCCACAUUUUGCUGGAAAGACGAGAUCGUGUAUGUAUCCAUCUAGAGAUGCCGUGUGCGGUUUUCAGCAGUGAAAAUGACAGUUUAUCAUACCAGCAAUAUUACUACAGUUUCAAUGUCUAUAUUUGUAGAAUAUGACAUGAACAAAAUAAAAAAUAUAUUUUUAAUCAACACGUCCUGUUUCCAUUUCAAAAUAAAAGCCCCGUAGCAUUUUUCUUUGGUCAGAUUCCUUUCAUUUGUUAACAUGAGGCUUUGAUUCUGAAAUAUUUGCAGGACAUUGUUAUGGAACUUGCACAGCUCCAUGAAUAAUAGAAUUACUUGUGGAAAUACGGUAGUAAUAGUAUAAAGUAAAGAAAGUGCUGGCAGUAGCAGCCCAGUGUGGCCCGGGCACAGUGUUACACUGGCAAAAAUAAUCCAAACUUUAUGUUCACUGUGGUGAACCACACAACUCUAAUUGAUUUCCAUAAUGCACAGGAAUGAAUGGAAACUAAAGGCUUUAUAGCAUGCAUUGGAAGAUGGUCAGCAAAAACAUAAAAUGUGCAUGAUUUGUAGUCGAGGAAAAUGUGAAACUAAAUCUUGAAUAAAGACAUUGGUAUGGUCUUUUAAACACUGAAUGGAGAUUAAAUUAUCGAUGCUCUUUUCAGUGCCGGUAUAAACGGACAGUAUUUUCAGUCCGUUGGAGUUAAUUCAUUUGUGAUCUUCUGUACAUUCGCUUAGCCGUUCGAUAAUGAGAUGCAGAGUGUAAUCAUCAGCUAAUGGACCCUCAUUAGAGGGAGAGGCUCAAAUGAUCUACAGUAUAAUUGAUUCGGAGCUUGCUAAAUAAAAUGUCAUUAACAGUGCUGAAGUAAACUGCAGAGCUUUCAGAAACACUGAUUGAGGACACUUUAAAAACCGGUGGCCCUUUGUGACCUGGAACUUCUCAUAUCAAGAACUCUUUACUUUCCCAUUUAUCUUGGAUCGCUCUCCUGAGGACCGUAUUGCCACUCAGGCGGCCACUGAAUAAUGGGUUUCUGGCUCGAAUUUCCUUCCUAUAGGGGUACAGAUUGUGUCCUGACCGCACACAAAAUGUACUGCAGUUUGUAUAAAUAAAAUCUCCUCGUUCAGGUUGACUCGAGUACAGUUGCUUGGACCUCAGACAUAUUAGGAAAACAUGUUCACAUCACAGAAUAUUUAGCCAAACGGCUCCCAGAUUUAGACUAAACCUGUGUGAAAGCGUAGUAAUAAGAGGUGCAUUAUCUCACACUGGCCUUUUAAAAUUAUCAAUCCUGGUUUUUAUGAUUAUCUCCUCUGUACUUAAAGGAGCACAAAGGGAAAAAGCAGGAAAACAUGUGAUAGUUUUUAAUGUGAUGAUGGCAUGAUUGGCAUAAACAACUGUAACAAACUGAUCUUAUUAUCCAUAUGUACUCUUCUGGACAAUUAAAGGUACAGUGUGUAGGAUUUGGAGGCAUCUAGUGGUGUGGUUGUAGAUUGCAACCACCUGAGUACCCCUCCGCUCACUCCUCCCUUUCCAAGACUGCGGUAACGUGAGCCGCCGAUGUGCAAAACCGUGGUAACGCUGUUAACCUCGCUCACGCAGGUACUCAUGGUUGCUUCUCCAAACUGGGAGCAUGCCAACCGCUAUCUACUGUAGGUAACGUUAAGACACUGACUAUAAGGAUGUAUAUAUACUGUACAUGUACAGAGACCUACGUCACGCUUGAAAUAAAAUAGCAUUUUGACGCUUAAACAUACCUGCUUUGACCAAAAUGUGAAUGUUGUGAUUUGAAUACAUCAGGAACACCACUGAGAAGCUACAGAAUGAUAUAAAAACCUAAAAAAAAC
This is a messenger RNA of Sebastes umbrosus (honeycomb rockfish), 3396 nucleotides long. It is a transcript of the gene mrpl1, whose product is annotated as mitochondrial ribosomal protein L1. The transcript has 10 exons. The coding region runs from base 16 to 1071 and encodes 351 amino acids. The record is from RefSeq and is a predicted model, not a curated record. Lineage: Eukaryota; Metazoa; Chordata; Actinopteri; Perciformes; Sebastidae.